UAGAAAUACAUCACCGAGUAUAAGGGUUAAAGGCACUCCUUUGCCCAUGCCUUCGACAUCAAAUGUUUUUUAACAGAAGUGAAACGUGUCAGUUUGCGACGUUAACGUGGAUAUAGUAAUAACAAUUUACAUUUUUAAGACAUUAUCAAAUCAUUAUCAAAAUCAACAACUAGGACGAUUUGUUCACGUGAAUUUACUUUUUUGAGCUAGCGCCUUGUUAACUCCGCCUGAUAGCAUAAUUAUCUAGAAUGCUCGCACGAACAACGUACGAGUAACUAAUGGACGUUGAUUCAGGUCUGCGGAAGUUUCCAUUCUCCUCCAAAGUAUCUCUGGUUUCACGCUCUUGAACGCACCUCGCGCUGGGUCCUAGACUGCAACGGAAGUGACCGGUGUUAUGCUAGCGUCGACUAGCCAGUGGGACCUGUCACCAGACGUGUUGUUUAUCCCGCUGGCAGUACGCUCGCAGAGGGCUAUCCCACCCUUUCUACGUUUUAAACGGGAGGACUCCUGCUACAACGCAGUAAAGGAGUGGAGGGUUUGUGAAGAGUCUUGAACGUCGGAUACCCUGCAUUGACUGCUAGCAACUAGCCUGUGUGCGGCCCCAUUGUGGAUCCCCAGCCCCAGCCAGUGGAGGGGGAGGCAGCCUGAGGCCAAGGGCACAGCGCUAGCAGGGCCAUGAGCACCACCGGGUACCCGCCACAGCACGGAGGCAUUCGAACACGCAGAGGGCCAGUGAAGGAGAGGGAUCCAGGGAAGGGUAUGGGCAUGGAGGCGGCUUGCUGGUUGGCCCCUGGAGCCCUGCGCAGGCUUAUCGAGCUGCCGGCUCCCCCACUCGACCGCCACCAGCUGAAGAGACUGGAGGAGCACAGAUACAGCAGCGCCGGUCACUCCCUGCUGGAGCCUUUGAUGCAGCGCUACUGGGAGUGGCUGGUGGGCUGUGUGCCUGCCUGGAUGGCCCCCAACCUCAUCACCAUCGUGGGCCUGGCCACCAACGUGUUCACCACCUUGGUGCUGGUCUACUACUGCCCUACCGCCACUGAACAGGCACCUCUCUGGGCAUACCUGCUAUGUGCAGUGGGCCUGUUUGUGUACCAGUCAUUGGACGCCAUUGACGGGAAGCAGGCCAGACGAACCAAUAGCAGCUCUCCACUGGGUGAACUAUUUGACCAUGGCUGUGACUCCCUCUCCACAGUAUUUGUGGUCCUGGGCACCAGUAUAGCAGUGCAGCUGGGCACCAACCCUGACUGGAUGUUCUUCUGCUGUUUCGCCGGCAUGUUCAUGUUCUACUGUGCCCACUGGCAGACCUACGUCUCCGGCACCCUGCGCUUCGGCAUAUUUGAUAUUACAGAGUUACAGAUCUGUCUAGCACUGUUGCAGAUGCUGACAGCCACUGUAGGCCCCUUCCUGUGGAACGUGACGAUCCCAGUCAUAAACAUCCAGAUGAAAAUAGUUCCAGCCAUCUGCACUUUCUUAGGGGCCAUAUUUUGCUGUACCAAUUACUUCCGUGUUAUAUUUACUGGAGGUGUGGGUAAAAAUGGAUCCACAAUAGCAGGAACCAGCGUCCUAUCUCCUGUGUUACAUAUAGGCUCAGUAAUAAUACUGGCCGUAAUGAUCUACAAGAAAUCAGCUAUCCAGCUCUUUGAGAAACACCCUUGUGUGUAUAUCCUGGCCUUUGGCUUUGUGUCUGCCAAGAUCACCAACAAAUUAGUUGUAGCACAUAUGACAAAGAGUGAGAUGCAUCUCCAUGAUAUAGCAUUCCUCGGUCCAGGGCUGCUGUUCCUCGACCAGUAUUUCAACAGUUUCAUUGAUGAAUACCUGGUGCUCUGGAUUGCACUGAUCCUGUCUUUUGUUGACUUGGUGCGUUACUGUGUCAGUGUUUGCAACCAGAUUGCCUCCCAUCUUCACAUCUUUGUCUUCAGAAUUAAGCCACUGACCCCGUCCACCCUUCAGUAGGAUAUGGAUUCAUAACGUUGGCCUCCUUCUCUCUCCGUGUUGGAUAACUAGUCAUCACUAUCUUUCUUUAUCCUUUUGUACUUACAGUACCAGUCAGAGGUUUGGCACACGCCCAUUUAAGUGAACUGGUGAUUCCAAACUAUUGACCGGUACUGUAUGUUGAGGCAGGAUGGGUUGGAUGUGGGUGCAGCUAUUACCAGUAGAUGUUCUUAUGAAGUAGAUGUGGGGAUGAAUAUAAUGGGGUGUUUUUAUUAAAUAUCACUUAAUUUGUCCACCAUUGUUUCAAGCAAUCUUUUUUAAUAUCAUCCUGUAACAGUAGUGAAGAUUCCUGGACAAGAAAAAAAUAAUCCCAUUCAUGUUCACAAUGUAAAUUUACUGAAUGCUCUUCGCAGUGAAGGAGAGGGAAAAUUAGUACAAUAAGGAUGAGAUGGGCUUGAGUAGGUGCUACCUAUAUACUUUAAUAAUGAACAUCCUAUUGAACCAUGUAAUAUGUUCGUGUGUUCAUUGUUCUCUACCAGGAAGUCUGCAGCAUAGGAAGUGAUUCACACAGGAUAUCAGUCUGAUUUCAGUUUUAUAAGAGUCUGUCUUUGUUAAAUAUAGAAAUAUAAUUUUGCAAUAUUUGCAUUACCUCACUUUUGGUGUCAUAAAUACAAAACUAUUUGUGAUGUUCCUCAUUACAGAAUGUCUCGCAUGGCAUAUCUAUGAAUACAGUAUAAGUGGUACAUUACCCUGCAAUAAUUAUGAUUGCAUUCAGUUGUCUAUAAUUACAUUACAGUUUCACAUGUAAAGCAUAAGAUGUCAUAUUAGAGCACCCCUGACCAAUGGCUGAAAAUUCAUUGUUGUGAGAGAGAAAAUAUUAUUGCACCUUUGAAAAAUAGGUGUCUUGAGCCAAGCCUUGGAAAUGGCUCAAGCAUACAUAGUCUCCAAAGAUUACAUCACAUGCAGAAUUUCUAAAGGUUGUUCUGUGCAUCCUAUUAUGUAGACCCUGUCUAAUAUAUAUAUUUUUUAAAGUUAAAUAUAUCAUAUAGAUUUGUUUUUGUUUUGAAUUUUGUGCCUGUUAAUAAUGUUCUUGUCCUGUUGCACUUAUGCCCUCUGAAACUAGUUUUGCAUUUGGCUUAGAAUGUUCAAGGGGGGAAAAAAAUGUUUUACCCGUAUAAAGAGAAGUAUACAUAUUUUGCUUAUCUGUCCAGCAGAUUGUUUGCUAGUAUUUGCUAAAUGAUGUGCCUGACACAAAACCAUAGAACAACCCCUCUCUCACUCUAACUGACAAUAGUCCUCCAACACUAGCAGAUGGAUAAUCACAGAUGUACUGUAUAAUUAAUACAUUAGGUCUUAAGGCCUGUUUCAAAUACAUGUUGAAAGGGGAUUUGGGCUAUUUAUUGGGGUGUCCAAAGCUUUCUUGUUUCUAGAUUCUACAGACAUGUUUAUUCAUAAAUUCUUAUUUUAUCUUUUUAAGUUACUUUGCAUUCUGCCCUAUAAUAGGUCCUAUUACAGCAAUUGAAAGUGUUUUAGCGAGUCCCUCUGCCCUUAUUUGUUUGUAUCUUUGUUUUGCAGCUUUGCCUGCAGUCUCCACAUAUAAUUCACCCAUUACAAUCAAUACAACACAUGUAAUUUCAAUGAAAAACAGACAUUUUAACUGAGUGUAAUGUGAAUCUCCUGUAUUUUACUGAUCUUCUACAAUGUGUGUUACGUUACUGAUCAGGUCAGUGCUGUCAUUGUACUGCUGUCAGCCUGAGACAAGUAAAAGGUUGCCUUAAACAAGGUUUUUUUUCUGUUCUUUCAAAGCCUCUUGAAUAAAUUACAGCCAGGGAAUGUUGUCUCUGUGUUUGUACUCUCAAA
Messenger RNA from Esox lucius (northern pike), 3792 nucleotides. It is a transcript of the gene cept1b, whose product is annotated as choline/ethanolamine phosphotransferase 1b. The transcript has 10 exons. Gene Ontology annotation, biological process: phosphatidylethanolamine biosynthetic process. Gene Ontology annotation, molecular function: ethanolaminephosphotransferase activity; diacylglycerol cholinephosphotransferase activity. The record is from RefSeq and is a predicted model, not a curated record. The coding region runs from base 676 to 1953 and encodes 425 amino acids. Gene Ontology annotation, cellular component: Golgi apparatus; endoplasmic reticulum membrane. NCBI's taxonomy places the organism in Eukaryota, Metazoa, Chordata, Actinopteri, Esociformes, Esocidae.